UGUCUUGCUCAAUAUGGCACGCUCGGGGGAUCGAACCGCUUCAUGGACAAUCCGCUCUACCUACUGAGCCAUAGCCGCCGCAGGGUAUACACAUGUGGGGAACCUGGCGUUCUGCUUGUAAGCGUGAGACCCUGAUUGUGAGUUCAUCUGGAACACCGGCUGUCGGCCUCCCGCUGGAUUCGUGAAGCCAGUAGGCCUACGCCAUAUUCUCUAAAGUCCUGUAUGAUGGCCGAGCACGGUGGGUGCAGCGUGAGCGGCAUCGACACUCAACAGUCUCUGCGUCGACAAGGCGAGACUCAGCAGUCAUUUUUUGCGUGAUCCUGCUACUUGCCAGUCAGAUGAUCCUGAACUACCUCAGCCAGCUGUUGCUUUCGUCGGCGCAGGAUUUCGAGUUUUAAGAAAUGGCCUGCGCUCUCCAGUGAAGCGUCACAUCCGCCCUGCUCCUUCGCAAAGCAAGAUGGCGACUAUCGUAGAGCGAGUUGAUGGAUGUGUCGGAUCUUUGGAUUCAGACACGGUGUCAUUGAGACAGUCCAUCCCUUCACCGGACCAGCCCCACCAGAACAACCCUCUGCUAGGCCUUCCCAUUGUGGCUAUUGAGACGAUUCUCAAUUUUUUGUCCUAUGAUGAAAUCAGCCUACUACGCUCGGUGUGUAAGCGCAUGGACAUGAUCUGUCAGCGUGUCCUGAAUCAAGGCUUCUUGAAAGUUGAGCGUUAUCACAGCCUCUGCCAGAGACAAGUCAAAGCCCAGCUACCAAGGCGAGAGUCAGAGAGGAGAAACCAUUCACUAGCACGGCAUGCUGACAUCCUCGCUGCUGUGGAGACACGGCUCUCACUGCUCAACAUGACUUUCAUGAAAUACGUUGACUCAAACCUAUGCUGCUUCAUCCCUGGAAAGGUGAUAGAUGAGAUUUACCGUGUGCUGCGCUACGUUAACUCCACCCGAGCCCCCCAGCGAGCUCAUGAGGUUCUGCAAGAGUUAAGGGAUAUUUCAUCCAUGGCCAUGGAGUACUUUGAUGAGAAGGUUGUCCCCAUUCUGAAGAAGAAGCUUCCAGGGGCUGACCUGUCCGGCCGCCUCAUUGGCUCUACACCAGUGGCAGGUCCAUCUACCUCCUUGACUACCAUGUCCCUGCUAGCCAAGAACACGCCUUCGCGUUCUGAGAUGACCAAGGUGCAGCAGCAGGUCAAGGUGAAUGGGGCGUCAAUGACAGUACUGCGGAGGGAGAUGCAAGAAAUCCGUGUCAAGCAAUUAGAGCAGCAGAAACAGCUACAAGACCAGGAACAGAAGCUGCUGGAACAGACACAGGUGAUUGGUGAACAGAAUGCCCGCCUUGCUGAGCUGGAACACAAACUCCGCGAACUGAUGGACAGUAGUUCUGCUGCUAUGGGAGGACCUAGGCCCACCCCAGCUGCCCCCUCUACAUCUGGUAGUUCUGCUGUGUCUUCCACCAUGGCUAGUACAUCUGCAACUGUGUUGGCAAAUGGAAGUGUGGCUACAGCCUCACCAAGAGAGGCAGAAGGUGAGGGAGGGUUAUCACUCAAACGCACAAGAAAGAGCUCAGACCUUCCACGUCAGUCUAAACGUCUUCGCAGCAAGAAAUGAGAGACUUUGUCAUAUACUAAAGUUGUCUUUUUGGUUUUAAGGUGUGACAUGCGAUACGGCAACCUCCCUAGGUAACUUAUACAUAUAAUAAAAUUUUCAAUGUUUUAACACAUCAUCAGUCAUCGAAGACUUAGCAGGAUAGGGCCAACAUUUUGUUUCUUACAGUUAAACUAUUCCAAAGGUCUGUUAAAGCCUGGAGUUACAUUGUAUUUUUCGGCUUAUCAACAAAUUCCAUGAAAGCACACAAAACCAGUGUAAGUUGAAAUUUAUGUUAUUUUGUUUUCCAGAUUUGAUAAUUUCCCAAAGCACUUUAAUAUUCUAGUUUCUAUCAAACAAUUUUGUGUAUCUGUUGGAGACAUUUGGCGCUGUGGUAAGGUGAUUUUUGGUACACUAUCCAUUUCCACAUACAUAUAUUUCAGAAAAUAUGUAGCCAAAUGGAACCAAAAAAAGGUGUAUGCAGAAGUCUAAGCUUAUAUGAUGCCUACCCCUUUUCAUCGUUUAUAUCAUCUCACCAAGACAAAAACAUCAGAAAGACAUAAAAAUUAACAAAUAAUCACCAGUAUACCAGGGAAAAAAGGAAAAGAAAAAGUUGACACUGCAAUCAGUACACCUAAUGUGGACAAAGUACUACAAGGAUCAAAUACAUGAUUCCUAAAAUCAAAAACCAAAAAUAUACCAAAUAACAAUAACAUCCCAAUGUCAGAAAGUGCAACAGUGCGACCAAGUGACAUGUUGUUGCUCUGUCUUGCAAAGGAGUAAGGUGACUUUGAUCAGUUCAUGGUUUGUUGGCCAUGCACAUGGGAUUUGUUGACUUGAAGAAAAAUAUAGCAUUUCCUGUUAUAUUUAUUGAAAGUUACAUUAUAAUGAUGGUACACAUGAAUAUACUGUUCUGUUAGACUCAUUAGAAAUUUAGAAAAUCAUUCAAACUAGCUAAUCGUAGUCGCAUUGUACAUGUGACAAGUUUAUGUUCCUAAAAUAAAACUGACCAAAAUAAUUUACUCCAGAUACAUAUGCAGCUAAACAAAAUCUUAGUACUAACUUGAAUCAGAUUCUCAUAUGGGUCUACAUACAUAACCAUUAUUUUGUUUACACUAGCUUCUCCAUAAGUUUGGCAAGUGCAAUAUAAAUAAUAAUCAUGUAGUCAUUUUUUUUUGUAGUAGCUUGCAUGUUCUCUCAUAAAUUGCUGGGUUAGUGCUAAGUCAUCACAAAAAGGACAGAUGGGUGUUCAGGUAGCAUUAGUCAGAGCGUCACCUGGCGACUCUUACCUUCACUGCCUAUUGAAGGGCAUAAACUGGAGGUUAACAUUUGUAAAUGGUUUUCUUUUCCACUGUGCCUCAGAAACCCCUGACAGAUGGUAGUAUCAUAGUCCUCUGAUCCUUUAAAAUGCAACAGUGACAACAGAACUUGACGGUCUGCUGUGUUUGUGAAAAGACUACUUUUAGCCCUGGUGUGCCUGAAAGUACCUGAUGUAUGUGCUUCACAUUUAUGUAAUGUUAAUAUAUGUAUUGUGUAAAGAAGGAAAAAAAGAAGGAAGGGGGGGGGGGGGGGGGCUCCUUGAGGAUCAUACCAGUAUUUUUCAUAAUUAACAUACUUAUUAUACUCACUACAAGCUACAACUCAAUAAUGAUGAACAUUUUAGAAAGUACACUAUACCGUAUGUUACUGUUUUUUUUUCCUAUUUCUGGACAGCCAUGGAUUUCAGUUUAAUUGAUGAUUUAAUUUUCAUAAAUACUUACCAUGUGUCUUCCUUCUGCUAAAAUUGGACAAUAAAAUAAAAGAAAUGGAGUCAGCACUUGCACAGUCAUGUUUAACAUUACCUACAAUUUCUAGUUGAAAUCCCUCUUAAUGAGGCUGACAAAGUAUUCUUUUUCCACUAACCUUUUCCCAAGCUUCCAGCCUGCUGUUUCAUUUAUGUAAAUAGUUAAGACUGAGUAGAUUUGGAAAGGUCUGCGACCAGUUCGAACCUAAGGUCAGUUGCUAUCUUUUAUCAACUCUUUCACAGACAUUUUAUAGUGCUUUCAGGUGCAUUCCGUUGGUCCAAUUUCCAAGGCCAAGAAUCCACUUGAUGUCCAGAGACACUGGAGAUUUAACACACUGUGAGUAAAGUCAUCAUAUGAUCUUUCCUCAAGUCUUUGAUUGCUGCAGUACAUACUGUACUGGCUACACUCACACUAAAUAAGUAUAGUAAAAUGUGGCAGAAUCUAUGGUUCUGAAAAGUAAUAGUGUAAAUUAUUUGAAAUAAAAAACAAUUUGCACAUGAAAUUAUAACAAAAAUUAUAUGGAAUUACACAUUUCUUACUUUCUUUCAAAUGCCAUGCAAAUUGCUUUUAGAUUAGAAAAAUGUAUAUUUUUUAUACAUUCUCUCGCUUGAAGUGGCGUCACUGUUGUCACACCAGCUUACUUUGAAAUUGCAUCUAAUUUAAGAGAGGUACCAGAACGCAUGGCUGGUUUACAGCAGUGCUCAACAGAAUGGCUGCAAGUGAGUGUUUAGUUACUCCAUGUGUUGUUUUAAGAGUCAUGCACCAGCUACCUUCUCCUCUCUUGCCACAUACUUUCCUUGUGAAUACUAGAUUAGCUGUGGGCCCAUAUUUUGACUGCACUGUUGUUUUAUUUCUAUUUGAAGCAUUUCUGUGGAAAGUUAGGUAAAGAGGUUUUUAAAGGCAGUUCACAAGUAGUUGUGCACUAGUGUGUAUUAUAAUAUCUGGGCAGCAAAAACAAGAUGAUGUUAUUUAGUGGCUUAAUUUGAGACUGAGUCUCAGUUUAGAAAAUUGUACUGUAAUCUUCAUGUAUUCAAAGUGUAGAUUGUUAAUUAUUCAAUGUCUGUAUACCAAGAAAAUUCAAGUUGGCCUUUUUCUGGCCAACUGUACAGUCUGUUGCACACAAUGCUCUUACAAAUGUACAAAUCAAAUAUAUUAAAUCUCACUACAUGUAUUCACAAA
This is a messenger RNA of Mugil cephalus (flathead mullet), 4539 nucleotides long. RefSeq names its product F-box protein 28 (gene fbxo28). The transcript has 6 exons. Lineage: Eukaryota; Metazoa; Chordata; Actinopteri; Mugiliformes; Mugilidae. The coding region runs from base 458 to 1600 and encodes 380 amino acids. Gene Ontology annotation, molecular function: protein binding. Gene Ontology annotation, biological process: protein polyubiquitination. The record is from RefSeq and is a predicted model, not a curated record.